This is a messenger RNA of Haemonchus placei, 306 nucleotides long. The record is from the annotation of a GenBank genome assembly. NCBI's taxonomy places the organism in Eukaryota, Metazoa, Nematoda, Chromadorea, Rhabditida, Trichostrongylidae.
AUGAUAUGCUCUAUGACGAGUAUUCUUACAGUUACUGCCAUCACAUCAUCUGUUCCAAUCUCCGGUCGCUGCCGCUCGCACACAGCAACCGUAAUCCGACAAGGUGACGACGACGACGACGACNACGAAUUAACGUCACAACAGCUUAUGAUGAGAUGCAUGGUCGGCAUCUUACAGCCAACGUUGCCGUCGACGAAUCAACGCGAUUCCGGCGAUUUGCAACGACAGCAAAAAGUCACGCCGACACCACAGGAGGACUAUUAUCACGAUCUUGAUCUGAGUCAUGCGGAAGAUGGCCGUAAUUAG